AUGGACACCCUCGUUGUGGCUAAAAAUGAUGCACUGGUGAAGGUAUCGACCCUCGAGGUUGAACUUCAAAAUGCUCGAGGGAGCAACUUGUUUCAGGCUGGCAGAAUAGCCGAACUUGAGGCUGGUCUUGCAAAGGCCAAGACCGAAGUUGUGGAAGUCUGGGCCGAAGCCAGAGAAAUACAAGCCAAGGCCGAUAGGACGCAAGCUAAGGCAGAUGAGGUUGAUGCCAAAAUUUUCCUUUCCUCCGAUGAUGAUGAUGACGUCGAAGAUGAUGAAGAGGAGGAUUUUGCCGAAGAAGCUAUCCCCCGGGAAGAGGCUGGUCCCCAAGGAGUGACAGGUCCGGGGGGGAAUGCCCCUCUGGUGUAG
Nicotiana tabacum (common tobacco) is the source of this 366-nucleotide messenger RNA. NCBI's taxonomy places the organism in Eukaryota, Viridiplantae, Streptophyta, Magnoliopsida, Solanales, Solanaceae. The record is from RefSeq and is a predicted model, not a curated record.